Carya illinoinensis is the source of this 850-nucleotide messenger RNA. RefSeq lists its product as uncharacterized. The transcript is spliced from 2 exons. The record is from RefSeq and is a predicted model, not a curated record. Lineage: Eukaryota; Viridiplantae; Streptophyta; Magnoliopsida; Fagales; Juglandaceae. Bases 101 to 541 code for a protein of 146 amino acids.
ACGUGUGUCGUGAUCUGUACUCGGUCCGUCAUCAAGCUGGAAACAAACUCUAUAAAGGGCAUAGAACGACGCCAUCGUGUGUUGCAUCCUCUCAUGUGAUAUGCAGCGCUUCAAGAUAGGUGUUGACGCCAAGAACCUGCAGGUUGCCAUGAAUCCUGGUUCUGAUAACAAGUCUACGAACACCAUCACUUAUGGGAAUCUUGAAAUCAAGGUGCCUUCUGCCGUAGUGGAGGUUUCUAUUAAGGAGAAAACCAACGACAAGGAAGUGAGAGCCAAGGCUAAGAAAAUUUUGGAGGGUUAUGUCUCCGAGAUGAAAAAUGCUUUGGAGGAUAAAACAAUUCGUCCCAAGCUUGAGCCUGCAUUUAAGAAGGAGAUUGAAUAUGCCAUUAAUGGCCAUUUGAAUGGGUGGUUAGAGUACGUUCAGAAUCCGCAGUCAGAUAUAGAACAGAUCAAUACACAUCUGAAAAGGAAUCAACAAGAAAUCUAUGAUCCCAUCAUUGCAAAGAUCACAAAACUUAAACAAUCGAGCAGCUCCACUUGAUCAAGUUAGAAAUAAUUGCAAUAUAUGUAUUCGAUCUGCCGAAUGGAACUCGUACUAAAGUUGAAACGAUAUUAAUAUGUUACCACUUUGUUUGUCAGACCUUUCAAUUGUACUAGUUUUAAUAUUGUUGGUGUGUUUAAUAUUGUGCGCAGUAGUACUGUUCGAUCGUUACAUGUUGCAACAUUAGACAUUUCUGGGAUGAAAUUUCUGGUUGUUGUUAUAUAUAUGUUGAUUGAUGUUGAUAUGAGAGUGUUACAGCUUGUUUGGGAGGAAAGAAUGGAAUGGAAAAAAUAAAAUAAUUUUAGAAUA